UAUCCGCGGGGGGCUGCGCGCCUCCCGCACCGCCGCCCCCGCGGGGCCCCCCCGUGCGACCCCCUCCCCUUGUCUUCCCCGGGAUUGACCCCACGCGGGAUCGGGUCCUUUCCCUACGCUCACCCCCCGACUGCCGCCCCCGCCCCCGCCAGACCCCGCGCGGGACCCCGCGACGGUCCCUCACCGCCCCCGGUCCCGCCCCUGCCUCAUCUCGGCCCCGCCGCGACCCCCGCGACGGCAGCGACGAGCCCGGGGGGCGAUGGAUCCCGGCGCCCCCCCCGCGGAGCCCCGCUGUGCCCUCGGGCCCCGGGGACCCCUCGAGCCCGUCCCGGCCGCGCUCUGCGCCCUCGGGGCGCUCCUGGGCCUCGGCUGCGGCUGCUUCGGCUACCGCUGCUUCAGGGCCGUCAUGUUCCUCUCGGGGCUGUUCUUCGGCUCCGCCGUCAUCUUCCUCCUGUGCCACCGGGAGCGCGUCCUGGGGUCCCCCCUGAGCCUGGAGGCGAGCGCGGGCAUCGCGCUGGGCAUCGGGCUGCUCUGCGGGCUCCUCACGGCGCUGCUGCGCAGCGUGGGGCUCUUCACCACGGGGCUGCUGCUGGGGCUGCUCGUGGCCGCGGCCGCGCUGGCCGCGCUGGCCCCGGCGGAGCCCCCGGGCAGCCCCUGGGUGGGCGCGGGGGUGGCGCUGGGGCUGGCGCUGCUCGGGGCUCUCUCCGCGCUGCGCUGGCCCCGCGCCCUCACCGUGCUGGGCACGGGCGUGGGGGGCGCGGCCGCCCUGGUGGUCUGCGCGGAUUAUUUCGCCGAGGGGGCGGCGCUGGUGGGGUUCGCGCUGGCCCGGCUGCGGGGGGCGCCGGGGGGGCCGCUCUGCUGGCCCGGGUGGGCGCUGCUCGGAGCGUGGCCCGCGCUCAGUGUCACCGCCGUGCUGCUGCAGUGGAAGGUGACGGCCCGAGGGGCACCGAGGGGACACGUCCUCAGCCGGCGGCAGAAGCGCCUCCGGCACAAGGAGCCCAAAGCCCCCCCCGGGGGUCCCCCUGGCCGCCAGCCCCCCCCAGCCCAGCGCUGCACGGACCCCCCGAGCCCCGGGGACCCCCGAGACCCCCCGAGCAGCACCUGGAGCCUGCGGGACCGGCAGCCGGACAGCGGGACCCCGCCGGGACCCCCCGACAUCGCCACCCCGCCCCGACACCGAGCCCCUCCGACGUGCCUUGGGGACCCCCCCAGCAGCGGUGCCUGCGCCUUUAAAUAAACAAAUGAGGUUCCUCGUGCCUCGCCCACCGGAGGGCGUGGCCUGCGGGGACGGGGCUUCAGGGCACAGGGGUGGGUGGGACCCCCGAGGGCUGGGGGGGGAUGUCCCUGGUUGGGGGGGGAGAGCCCUGUGCACCCACCCCACCCCUCCAGCCCCCGGGGACCCCCUUGAAAACAAAGCCCCACAUUUAUUUUUGUAGGACCUACCCAAAUACUGUGAACCCACCGUGGUCUCAGCCCCCUCUCCUUCCAUUGGAGGGGAGAAGGGGGUCCUAAAAGCCUUAACCUCCACCUUGGGUGGGGGCCUCACCCAGCCCUGGGGCCCCCCAGACCCCCCAGCCCUGCCUGACCCCCAAAGGACCACACAGCCCCCACCCUGGGGAGGGUCCAGCCGCCCCCCGAGCCCCCCCAUCCCCUCCCGGGGGGCCCAGGGCCGGGUCUCAUCCCCCCGGACAGGCCCGACCCCCCCACGCCGGGUCAGUGCUGCAGUUUUUAUUCUUCCACAAUUUUUAAAAAUAAAGGGAAAAAAGAGA
Messenger RNA from Pipra filicauda (Wire-tailed manakin), 1769 nucleotides. RefSeq names its product transmembrane protein 198-like. Bases 260 to 1237 code for a protein of 325 amino acids. The transcript is spliced from 4 exons. The record is from RefSeq and is a predicted model, not a curated record. Gene Ontology annotation, cellular component: plasma membrane; vesicle membrane. Lineage: Eukaryota; Metazoa; Chordata; Aves; Passeriformes; Pipridae.